AUGUCAGCGGAAAUGCAGCAACAGUUCAUCAACGGCUAUGCGAUUCAUCAGGAAUUUGCGGGAGCUUCGACUCAGGAGGGGUAAGAAAAAAAUUUUGAGACUUUUAUGACAUGUCAGAGUAAAAUUUCCAAAAAUUAUGCAAAAAAAUUUAUCGGGCAGUGACCUUAAAUUUGAAUAGGAAGUUGAAAAAAUCCAUCAUUAUGACGUCUUUUUUUGAAAAAAAUCUGUCAUCAUGACGUAUUUCCAAGACAAAAAAAUGGGCGAAAAAUUACGCAGGCUGAACUUUUUUCUCUUAACUUCCAAAAAAUCCGUCAUCAUUUCAAAAAAUCCAUAAAAUAUGUCAUGAUGACACAUUUUUUAGAAUUUUUUCAAGAGUUGCAGAAAGUGAUUUUUGAUAUGCCAGAUGCAUUUUUAUCCCCAAAAAAUUCGGAUUUCACGUCUUCGAGCCUUCUUUUUCAUCAAAAAAUCCCAAAAGCAUGCAUUGUGCGACCAUAAAAAAUCCUCGAAACUUUUGCAAAAAUUACAAGUUUAAAGCAAUAAACUUGCAAAUCGAAUUCGAAAACGAGCAUUUUAUUGUAUUAUCCCCAAAGAUUCGUUAAAUUGGAAUCCCUCCCCAUCUUCCACGAGGGCAAAACGAAGGCUUUUUCUUCGGCGGCCCCCCGAAAAAGAAUUCGAAACGGGCCACGAGAAAGAGCGAGCCCAAAAGAGCGCACGGCACGUUCGGGGAAAUCGAGCGCUGCCCUGCGGGGCCGCAUGCAAGUUUCGCGCUGGGGUUUGGAAAUUCCACGCUCAAUUCGACGGUGUCCAAUGUUCCGGCGGGGCGCGGGAAGAGUGUGGAAACUGGGAGGAAAUUUUGGGAAAUUUUUUGUCCAAGUCUUCGAUUUCUUGGAAAUAUACGUAAAUAUUAGAUUCACUAUGCUAGGCUCGGCUCUGCACAGUGGUUUGCUUAAAUUUUAUCAUCAAUUUUUCACCUUUGACAUCAAAUUUAUAGUAUCUAUGAGAUCAUAAAAGCUUGGCAUAUUGUUGCAGGAGAAGAAAAAUGUGUGUCUGAUGGUCUUACUAUGUUGUUUGCAAACCUAUCCAGUCCAAUCUUACUUCUUAAGAUCGUUCUACAAGGUCUUCGGGUCCCACCACGAAAGCUUGGCAUUUUGUGUCAAAUGCUGAAAAUUGCAUCAAAAUGAUUUUUAAAGCCUCUAUCAACUUGCUGAACACUUUUUAUGCGAUGUUCAUAGCUUUGAUUACUUUUCCCGGGUCCCACCACGAAAACUUGGCAUUUCGUAAUGAGCUAUGGAAAUGGUCCAAAAUUGAACGUGCAGAGAUUAUAAACGUUUCCGACCAUUUUUUAGCAAAUUUUCUGACCUUUGUCUACCAUGGGUUACUGUAUUUUUUACCUUUCUUCCUUACCACCACAAAAAAUCAAUUUUUUAUAUUUACAACCCACUCUUUUCGUAGUACUCCAACCUUAAACCCGGCGGGAAUUCGUAGUUUUGAAGGUCUUUUCUGAUCCGGAUUUCGCCUGCAUUCGAGCCUUCCAAGAGGGCAGAUAUGGGAUGACUGCGAUUCGCUCUUCCUGACUCAAAAUUCCUUCCCCCUUCCUUUUCGUUGCAUGCCUUUCGAAGAGCGGCGAGGAGGAUCCGAAACUCUGAUCAAGGAUUUCGAGGCUACGAAGGGUUGACUUGCUGCAGCGAGGGCGUUUAUACGGGUAAUUUGUUGUUUUAGCUAGUUUUUGGAGCUUUUUGGUGUGGAUCACGUCAUAAAACGAAAAUAAAUCUUGAGAUAUAAGUUGAUUUUUGCUUUUAUGACGUUGCCGUCUCUUAUUUUUCGAUUUUAAGGCGGUUUUGAGCAAUUUCGAGGGUUGUUGCACAAUGCCAAGAUUGGUGGGAAAUUUGAAAAUAUGUGUAAUUUUGGGGUUUUUUUGACGAAUAGUUAUCCUUACUGAUACUCUCUUUACUUCCCAACAUUGCUUUUGAUGUUUCUGAGGUUGCAACGGAAUGCCAAGAAUCCCGAGAAAUUCGAAUUUUCUCAAAAUUUUUGCCAAUUUCUUCCCGAAAAUUCCCCGUAUUUGCUGCAAAAAGGCCUCAUGAAGUGUUUUCGGCAGUUUCUCCUACAAUAUUCCCCAAACUGGCCCCCGAGCCCGACUUUUUUUUGUUAUCCAUGGCACUGAUAGCCCGGAGAAUUUGAUUAUAUCCGGCAAAACAUGUUUUGUUGAUAUUGAAUUUGUGGAAAGAGGAUUGCCGACCUUUGGCCGUGUUUCCACGCCGCAAUAACAUGUGUAAUUCUGUCGCUUAUUCUUCCAACUUUUUUUUGCGCCGUUCCGGGGAUUGGGCCCGGCCCCUCCACAGUCACGCAUACUGGAUGGGUAUGAUUUUUGGUGGAGUCAUUAAUAAAUUAGCCGGUGGCGUUUCUGCAAGAAUUUCGGAGGCGCUGGAACAAAGUGCGGCUGCACUUCCGUCGCUUUUUGUGAGAUUGGUCUUAUGGUGAAGAUCGUUGAUAAAAGAGCAUAUUACAACUCAAUUAGUUAAUUGAAAAUUUUUUUAUUGCGUCUGUAUAUAGUGGAUAGUCGGGGCGUUUCUCAAUUUUCAAAUAAUGCCAAAUUGAGGAUGUCAUCAUGACGGAUUUUCUGGAAAUUUUAAGGAAACCACGUCAUUAUGGUGUCCAAAAAUUUUUAUGCGGUAUGUUUACACUCCAUAUGUCAUGGUCAUGCUGAUUAUACUUUUUUCUAUCGUUUGUAAAAUAUGUCAUCAUGACGGAUUUUUUGGAAAUUUUCUUAAAAAUUCGAACUUUUAGUGCUAGAAUUUUUUCGGAAGCUAUUGAGACGCAGUAGAGCAUAUUUCAAAAAUUUAUUUCGUAUUUUAGUCACUGAUUAAAUGUGUCAUCAUGACACAUUUUUUGGAAAUUCCUCAAAAUCACUCUGUCUUCCCAUUCUUCAUUUUUGCCGUUUUUCGAGUAAUUGUAAGCAUUUUUAAAAGAAAUUUAGGCCUUGUUUUCAAUUAGUAAUUGAAUGUUUUUACUCGGUAAAUCCCCUCUCCGCUCUCCUUUCCUUCGUAUUUCCAAUUUUCUGCACGCUAAUUGGGUGUUCAUUUCCACGGUAACAUUCGAAUGUAAACCCCUCCACACACACACACACACACAAAAUGUCAUCCUUUUUGCAUGUUUUUUCGGCCUCACGUUCGGUGCCCGCAGGGCCGCAAUGUUCGCGGCGUGGUGGAAACGUUUACAUUCUCCGUUGGAAUGAAGACGACGGAGCCCGCAGGAGAAGAAGAAGAAGACGGCGAAGAAGAAGAAGGAGGGUUCGACACUGUUUCUUCUUCGUCGUCGUCGUCGCGGCCCCGCGGACCCGAGAACAGUGGAGAGAAAGAAGGGAGAGCCGAAGCAAAAGGGGGGUCUUGUCGCCCCCCACUCUUCCACAUCCCUCUCUCUCGCCCGCUCUCUCUUUGUCGCUUUUUGUGUGCACGGCUCCCGCUCUUUCCACCCCAAAAAGACAAUAAGCGGGGCGAGCGGGCCGACGUUCGGACAGUGCCGGAUCAGCUGACUGGGGCGGGUUCCAUCGAUGGGCAAACGGAAUAUCGAUUCGAGCGGAAUGCGGAAAGGUCUUCGAAUUUUUGAUGUUUGGGAUAUCGCACGUGAUAUGGGGUCUCUAAAUUUUAUGAAAACAUAGAAUGGAAUUUUUUUUAAAUAGUUGAAGAAGCCGGAGUUCUUCAACCAUUAUUCUAGGCCUUGAAGAAUGGUUAGGAGCUUGACUUGUUUGUAAUUUGUCCUCUAGUCGCCUUAAUUAAGCUCUUUUUUACAGUGGAACCUCUGUACAACGAACUCCCAAACAACAAAACCUGUCUAUAACGGACAAUUUCAGAGGUAUCUAGGGUAAAUUUUAGGCCAAAAUGGACCCCCAUUUGUCUCUUAGUCGCCUUAAUUAAACUCUUUUUUUAUAGUGCAACCUCUGUAUAACGAACUCCUAUACAACAAAAACUGUCCAUAAUGGACAAUUUUAGAGGUAUCUAGGGUAAAUUUUAGGCCAAAAUGGACCCCCAUUUGUCUCUUAGUCGCCUUAAUUAAGCUCUUUUUUAUAGUGCAACCUCUGUACAACGAACCCCCAUACAACAAAAGCUGUCCAUAACGCACAAUUUCAGAGGUAUCUAGGGUAAAUUUUAGGCCAAAAUGGACCUCCAUACAAUAAAAACCUUUCUAUAACAAAUAAAUUUUUUGAGUCCAUUAUGCUUCGUUUUACAGAGGUUUGACUUUGUUUACGAAACGUAAAGACAUGUCAACGCUUUUUGGCCCGCCUAUCAGUCUGUCGGGAAAAUGAUGUGGAUCUGUCGCAACUAGAAAUUUCAUCGCUUUGCGACAUCUAGCGCCGGCUGAAAAUUUGCUGCGCGAGAUUUUUUGCUGCGACAAAAAUUUUGAGACCUCUCCCGCAACAAUCCACAUUAUUUCCCCGACAGACGGAUGCUAGUAUCUUUGCCUUUCGUAUUUCAAUUUCUCGAUUUCCACAUGCAUUUUUUUGGAGAGGUAGAUGAUCAUAGACCACUUUUUUGUUUCUCUUUUUCCUCAUUCUUUUUGUUAUACCAACAAAAAAAUCUCCAAGUACUUUUUGCUAGCCACCCCAAAAACAGGUUGCCAGUGGAGUACAAAACAAGUGUCAUGUAGAUUCCUUUUACAAUAAAAAAGAGUUUGGGUGCUAUUGAAACCCUCGAAUGUCCUUAUAUCACUCUGUCGGGAAAAUAAUGAGCACUCUGUCGCAGCAAAAAUCGCAUCGCCGAGGCGAUGAAUUGUGUCGCGGAGAAAAUCAAAUUGCUUUUCGCAUCAGCGACACAAUUUUUGAUGCGAAAAGAUGCUCAUUAUUUUCCCGACAGACUUAUAAUUCAAAAAAAACACCCUAUUUCAACAAUAGUUAUCGCAUAAUCGGGGAUUUUCAAAAUUUUGGGUCCCACCACGAAAACUUGAAAUUUCUAAAAAUCAGAGAAAUCGGUCAAAAAAGCGCUCAUUAUUUUCCCGACAGACUGAAACUCACUUUUCAAUGGUACCCAAAAAUUUCUGUUGUUGUGAAAUGAACCUACAUUUUGACCUGAUCCAGUGGUAAAAAACGUGCCAUUUUGCAUCCGGGAAGUAUCAAAAAUGUGGCAAAAUGCCUCCAUCUCCAAGUGAAAAAACUUUGAUUUCAAAAGUGCGCCCGCUCUUUUUGUGAGGCGCCCUACAAAACAGAGCUUUUUUAGUUGAAGAGGGAGGCAUUUUGCCACAUUUUUCGGUACUUCCCGGAUGCAAAAUGGUACGUUUUUUGCCACUGGAUCAUUUCCGUCACUGUAGAUAAUGAGGGCAUUCAUUUUUCUUAACUUUUCAAGAUUUUUUUUGUUGUAAAAUGAACCAGCAUAAGGAUGUUUUGUACUCCAUGCAACUGUUUUGCGCCCCCAAAAUUUUGUUGUCCUUCGAUUCCUCGUACAGGUUGGCCAUAUAAUACUCCGAAUUUGUAUUCCUGUUUUUACACAGAAUACGUUCUGCGAAUGUCCAUUAAUUUGAUUAUUUUUCGAUAAUUGUAAAAAACAUCCCACCUCGCGGUAUCCGUUGAGGGUGAUUUGGCCGGGGAAAGCCGUUGGAAAGUGUAGUUUUUGUUUUGUUUGAGGGGCUAAGAAGGCGUUGUAGGAGGGGAAUUAUUAUUUUGCGGAUAGUAAAUGAGAUGUAAAAUGUGUGAGUUUGAACAUAGUUGGAUGGGUUGUUUAAUACCGAUGUUUUCGCGGUGAGACCAAGAAUUCAAGACUGUCAGUCUGUCGGGAAAAUAAUGAGCACUCUAUCGCAGCGAAAAUCGCAUAAAAUGAAUCUCAUCAUUUUCCCGACAGACUGAAGUCAAAAUACGGUCAGUCCGUCGGGAAAAUAAUGUGGAUGGUCACCGCAAAAUGUCUCGCAUUGCCGCAGGCGCGCUCCAAAUCUGCAGCCGCGGCUAGCCGUCGCAAAGCUUUCAAGGCUCGGAAAAUCCACAUUAUUUUCCCGCCAGACUGAUAGAGACAGUCAAUAUAAGUCUGUCGGGAAAAUAAUGAGCACUCUGUCGCAGCGAAAAUCGCCGCCGAGAAGAUGAAUUAUGUCGCGACAAAGUCAAAUUGCUUUUCAAUUCAGCGACGCGAUUAGCCCAGCGACUUGCGCUCAUUAUUUUCCCGACAUAUUGAUAGUUGAAAACUGCAACGUAUUUCGACAAUAGUUAUCGCAUAAUCGGGGCUUUUCAAAGUUUUGGGUCCCACCACGAAAACUUGAAAUUCCUAAAAAUCAGAGAAAUCGGUCAAAAAAGCGCAACGACAGUUUGCUCAUUAUUUUCCCGACAGAAUGAAACUCACUUUUCAAUCUGUUAUUUACAAGGAAGGGGCUAGAUUUCGUUCAAAUUUUCCAAAGGCCCUUUCUAUGGUCCAUAAAUCAAUCCGCUGAUUUUUUAUCCCGCUUUUCGCUGCGAGAGCCGGGUUGUUCAGCAAUCUUUGCAGAUAGGAGAAAAUGGAAAAUCUUUUUCCCGUUUUUCUCUCCCCUUAUUUUCCAUAGUCCCUUCUCUUCAAAGAUGGUCGAAUUUUCCGACUGCACAUUCAAAGUGCGAAGUGAAAUUUCCAGGGAUUGACCUGUGAAGCCUAUAGAGGACCCCCUAUAACGUUUUCUCAAAGUUAGUUAUUAUUGACAUUAAUAUUUUCAUCAAGUGCAUGACCACUUUUUCCUUUUGCAAUACAGUGCAUUUUGAACUUUUCCCCUUUAAAAUUUAUAACCAUCAUUAUUCGAAAUCUCGCAUUUUACCUACCACUCCGCGUGCCUCAGCGGACGCCACGUGGAGGGUAUCGAAAACUAAUCAAAUUAAUGGACAUGGGGCCUCAAGUGGGACUAGCGUUCUGUCGAAAAAUAAGGGGGGAAUUAAUGCUAUUUACAGAGAAGCCACUUUACAACGGACCGCAAGAAAACAAAAAAUUUUGUUUGUUAUAUCGGUCUGUCGGGAAAAUAAUGUGCUCAAUGUCGUUUCGACAAACGCAUCGCUGAAGUAAAAAGCGAUUUGAUUUUGUCGCGAUACAAUUCAUUUCGUCGGCGGCGAUGCGAUUUUCGCUGCGACAGAGUGUUCAUUAUUUUCCCGACAGACUGAAAAUACAAAAAAUAUAUUUUUUGGGCCAUUCUGCAGGGGUUUUACAAUAUUUUUUUUUCAAAAAAUCUCGUUUUUUUUAUUUUUUUCGUAUCACUAUUGCCUUUGCCGUAAUUCGUAAAAUCCCGUCGCCAUAACUACCGUAAUCCCCAGCCGAAUAUCCGAACUCUCUCUAGCAAAGUUGUCCGUCUUUGUUGCUACAAUAGAAACACUUCUCCUUCCCCACCUUUCCCCUCCAUUCCGCGCGUCUGCAGUCGAUUCCAGAAAGCGGGGCGAGUCUUCUUCUUCCCUCUCCUUCUCCAGAGCGAGGAAUUCGCGAGGGAGAACGACUUUCGGGAACAAUUCGGACGUGUGUUGUGGAAGGGUGGGGGAGGGCUCGUCGUCGACGCGUUUCCAAUUGUGCGGUGUUAUGAAACGACAACCGGUGACGAAUUCCUCCAACUUUUCUUGUUUUGUAAUCAAGUAUUACCAGAAGAUUUUUGCGCAAUUCCUGAGCGUUUCUGAGAAUUUUCCACUUUUCAGCGGGACUGCAGCAAAGUUUACGGGGUUGGGGAAAUUUGUGUGCGAAAAUAUUCCGGAUUUUUCCAUUGUGCUGGGUUUUUGAGAGUCCGGAAUUUUGCACAGUGCAGAUUUUUUUUGAUAUUAAAAAUUUUGCACUGUGCAGAAAACUUGGAUUUCGCACGGUGCAGUGAAUUUUUUGAAGUCGAAAUUUUGCAUUGUGCAAGAUUUUUUUUAUUUUGAAAAUUUUGCACUGUGCAGAAAGUUUGGAUUUCGCACGGUGCAGUGAAUUUUUUGAAGUCGAAAUUUUGCAUUGUGCAAGAUUUUUUUUAUUUUGAAAAUUUUGCACUGUGCAGAAAGUUUGGAUUUCGCACGGUGCAGUGAAUUUUUUGAAGUCGAAAUUUUGCACUGUGCAAGAUUUUUUUGAUUUUGACAAUUUUGCACUGUGCAGAAAAUUUGGAUUUCGCACGGUGCAGCAGAUUUUUCGCCAUCAAAUUUUCGCACUGUGCAAGAUUUUUUUGAUUUUGAAAAUUUUUCAAUUUUUAGAAAAUUUGAAUUCUGCACUGUGCAGAAAAUUUUCUCAUCAAAACUUCUACAUAGUACAGAUUUUUUUGAUUUUCAAAAUUUUGCACUGUGCGAAAAAUUUGGAUUUCGCACAGUGCGGUGAAUUUCUCGUCGCGAAAUUCCGCACUGUGCCAUCGCUCCUCCUCACUUCCAAAUCUCUUUUGCACCGUGCGGAUCCAUUUCUUCUAUUUCCUUUUCUGCACGGUGCAACAAAAGAAUUCAAAAACAUGGGGUCGCACGGUGCAAAAUCCGAAAAAAUUUAGUUUAAAGAAACGCUUCCUUUGCUCGCCCCAAUGGCAUUGUGCUUGACACUGUCUUGAAUUAGAGCAUCAAUGAGCUAUUCGGCUGGCUUUAAAGGGGUUUAAAAGUUGAAUUUUUAGGGUUUUUGGGGCUAAAAAUCUCGGGGAUUUUUGCACAGUGCGAGUUAAAAAUUUCGAAUUAGAUUACCACUCCUAGAAAAAUGAGGAAUUCUUAUCUUAAUUGGUGACCAGUUUCACUGGGAUCUGCCUAUUGCAAGAUUUUUCUAAAUUUUCAAAAAAUAUGUCAUCAUGACACAAUUUUUUUACAAUUUUUUUUGUCAAGUUCUUACUCAAAUGUAAUUGAUUGACAGUCAUACAGAGUUUAAAUAAUUUUUUUUUCCGAAUGUCAUCAAUUUUUUUUUAAAAUUCCAUAAAAUAUGUCAUGAUGACACGUUUGAUUUUGCAUUUGUUUGUCAAUUUCUUACUCUAAUCUAGUUGGUUGAUAGUCACACUGGCCCUAAAAAAAUUCUCUCCUAAUGUCGUAAAUUUUUAAAAAAAUCCAAAAAAUAUGUCAUGAUGACACUUUCGAUUUUGAAUUUUUUUGUUUUUUUAUUGCAAAAAUUAGGGUCAUAGAGCUUCAUACUAGUUGGAAAAAAUUUUUUCUGCUCUACUAUUUCAAAUCAACCUCAAAAUUUGAUAAAAUUGCGUCAUCAUAACACAUUUUUUUCCUAGUCGUACAACUUGUAAAAAGCAAUUUUUUGGCGUCCAAAUCAACCUCUAAGCUCCCGGAAAAUCAGUUUGUUCAGGUUGCAGAUUAUGACUCACCCUGCGGUUGUUUUGCCCGAGGCAGUUCCGUCAAUCAGGCUUUCCAUUUCCCACUGUUUUUCCCCCCGCGACUCCUCCUUGUUUACCCGUCCAUUUGUUGUUGUUUUCGAGUCGAAAAAAAUGUGUUUUCGUUGGCGAAAAACGUUAUUCAUGUCAAGAUUUCCACCCCGAAAGCGGCGUGCCCUGCGGGGAUGACGUCAAUUUUUGUUGAGGGCCCCGCGAAACGCAAUUAAAACUCGGUGCCACGGAAGGUUGGGCCGUAAUGAGGACGGAGAUUUCAAAGUUUGAGUCUUACUCUCCGCCCGGUUUAUCAACAUUUACUGUGUGGAGGAAUUUUGAAUGGAACUUUAAUUUGAGUUUUGGGGGAAUGAAAUUUUUUGGAAAAAUACGUCAUCAUGACAGAAAAAUGAGUUUGUAAAAAGUCAUAAAAAUUUUUUUAUACGAAUUUUAACUGUGUGACAGAUUUUUGAAACGAGGGAAAUUGAUAUAGUCGUAUUUUAAAAGUUGUCAUAAUGACGGAUUUUUUGGAAUUUUUUGGUAAAUUGGCGAUUUUAGAUUUGUAAAAAUUAAUAUUGCCCCAAUGAAGCUCCUUGAAAUUUACUUUGCAUAAUAAUUGGCAAAUAUUUGAGAAUAAAAGAUGUCAUGAUGACGGAUUUUUUGGAAUUUUUUGGUAAAUUGGCGAUUUUAGAUUUGUAAAAAUUAAUAUGGCCCCAAUGAAGCUCUUUGAAAUUAACUUUACAUAAUAAUUGACAAAAUAUUUGAGAAUAAAGGUGUCAUGAUGAUGGAUUUUUUGGAAAUUUUGAACAUAAACGGAUGAAAUUUAUGAUAUAUCAAUUAUAGAAUUGUUAAGGCAUUUUUGAGAUUUUUAACUUGCGUUUUGCAGAAAAAAACUAUGUUUUUAGGUCGGAAAAUGUAAAAAAUUCAAAAAUUUUUUGAAAUUUUCAAGGUCAAAAAUUCAAUUUUUUGUCAAUUUAAAGGAUAAUGAAAAAUAUGUCAUCAUGGCGGAUUUUUUCGAGACGAAAUUUUAAAAUUUUUCCAGGAUUUUCUUAUCGUGUAAAAAAAAUUUUUUUUUUAUUUUUCAAAAAAUUUUUUUUCCAGAUACGGGACCUUCGACCCGAGCACGAGUAUGAGCUCUCAGGUCGCCAGCUCCAUCCCGCAUCACCCCAACAUGCCGCAGCCGCAAGCCAACGGCUACGCGAACCAAAUGUCGAUGAACUCCAUGCAUCUGCAGCAGCAAUUCCAUCCCAGCAUGAAUCCGAACGCGCAGCCGCAGAAUUGGAGCGGAAACAUGUCGAAUCAACAGCAAGACUUUCACAUGUACAACCAGCAGCAGCAGAAUAUGAACAUGCAGAUGUAUCAGCAGGGCCAGAUGAGUCAGCAGCAGAUGAUGCAGAUGCAGCAACAGCAGCAGCAGAAGAAGGGCGCGCAGAAGCGGAAGAACGGGCAAGCGCCGCCGCCCGCCAACGGUAGGCCCGUGAAGCAGCCGUUCAUGGGCCAGGGAUUCCAACAACAGCAAUACCCACAAGGCUACAAUGGAAUGAUGCAGCAGCAGCCGGUCACUCAGCCCAAUACCAUGAACAACUAUAAUGGAGGCAUGCAACAACAGAAUGCACCCAAUAUGGGGCAGUAUCAAAAGUAAGUUUGUAAAAAAUUUUUAAAAAAUCAUCAGAACUCACUGCACGGUGCGGUAAAUCAAAAAAAAUUUCCGCACUGUGCAAUGAGUUUGAUUUUCCGUCCGCACAGUGCAUUAACAAAGAAAAAAAAAUUGUCGCACAGUGCAAUCCAUCUUUGUUUUUUCCACUGCACGGUGCGGGAAAUCAAAAAAAAAUUUCCGCACUGUGCAAUGAAUUCGAUUUUCCCUCCGCACAGUGCAGUAACAAAGCAACUAAUUUUGUCGCACAGUGCAAAAAAAUAUGAAAAUUUCUUGCACAGUGCAAAAAAUUUUAAAAAAUAAUUUAAAAAUGAUUUUCUUAGGAUGUAACUGCUCCAAAAAUUUUUUUAAAAGUACCUAAAUAAUCUUCAACUAUUUUUUUAAUUUCAAUUUUUCCAGCUACAACCAGCAAUGGAUGAAAGACGCCGUGAAAAGAGAGCUCCGCAACACCGUUGUUGCGCGUCAAGCCGUCUCCCCGAACCAAGCCCAACCAAACAUGCCGCAGGGCAUGAACAUGAUGCCCGAAAUGGAGAUGAACAACCGCUUCGCGGGCACCUCCUCCACCCCGCCCAAUCACAACAUCAUGACGUCGCCGCGCAUGAUGAACAAUAUGCCUUAUGACUACCGUAAUAAUAUUGCGCCGCCGGUGCAGAACCCGCCGCAACAACGCCCAGUGCAACAACAACAGUUUUUGCCCGAGUUGAGUUUGGACGAUUGUAAGAGCUAUUUGCACGGAGACGACCCGUCCGCGCCGUUGUCCGCGAUCGAUACGACGAUUAUGGACUUCAAAAUCUGCGAGGAUAAGGUGAGAAAAAUUUUUGGGUCAUGGCGAAGCUUUCAAAAAAAAAAUAUUUUUUUGCACGGUGCAGUCAAUUUUUAGGCUCAAAAUUUUGCACGGUGCAGUCGAUUUUUUGAGAAAAUAAAAUCUGCACAGUGCAGACGAUUUUUUAAGAAAACAAAAUCUGCAGGUGCAGUCACUUUUUAGUCUCAAAAUUUGCACAGUGCAGUAAUUUUUAGCCUCAAAAUUUUGCACAGUGCAGUAAUUUUUGGUCCCAAAAUUUUGCACUGUGCAGUAAUUUUUGGUCCCAAAAUUUUGCACUGUGCAGUCGAUUUUUUGAGAAAAUAAAAUCUGCACAGUGCAGUGAAUUUUUAGUCCGGAAAUUUCGCACGGUGCAGUCAUUUUUUAGUUCCAAAAUUUUGCACGGUGCAUUCGAUUUCUCCCGAAGAUAAAAUCUGCACAGUGCAGGCAAUUUUUCAAGAAAAUAAUAUCUGCACGGUGCAGUCUUUUUAGUCCGGAAAUUUUGCACUGUGCAAUUUUUCCGGAAAAAUUGCACAGUGCAGAUUUUUUAUUUUCAAGAAAACAAAAUCUGCACAAUGCAGUCACUUUUUAGUCUCAAAAUCUGGCACUGUGCAGUCAAAUUUUAGUUCCAAAAUUUCGCACAGUGCAAUUUUUUCCCAAUAAAAUCUGCACGGUGCAGUCAUUUUUUCUCCUCAAAAUUUUUGCACUGUGCAGUUUUUUCUUUUUAAAUUUUUAGAAUUUUAUUGUAACAUACGACGAACAGACUUGGGAAAUCUCUAAUCCAAAUCCAUUUCAGUUCGACAUGGACAACGAGGACACCCGAAAAUUUGUCCACAAACUGCUCAGUUAGGCCUCAGAAACCUCUGGAAGAAUCGAAAAAAAACCCCCCAAUAAAAAUUCGAAACCUCUGGCGAUUCGACCCAAAGAACGCGCCGUCCUGAUCUCGGUACACAUUGUUUUCAUUUUGUUCUCUUCAACCUCCACCAUUAAUUUUAUGCAGAUUUAUGCAAACUUCAGUCCAUUUCCUCUGAUAUCGAUCAUUUUUUAGCGAUUUUUUUGCUGAAAAUUUGAUGAUUUUUUGUCGAAAAAGGAGUCCAAAAUUUUUUUGAAAUUUUACAACUUUUGGCCUUAAAAAGUAGUUAAAAAGUAAUGUCUCAGAUGCAGCUGAAACUUGGCGAAAAUCUAAAUUGGCAUUUUCUAAGACAUUUCUGAGAAUUUUAGAUCGCGUUAUGCGGAAAUAUCCGCGUUAUGCGAGAUAAAAAAUUCAAAAAUUUCAAAAAAUUUUUUCGGCUAAAAAAUCAAAAAAUCCCGUUUUCAACGAAUUUCAUCAAAUUUUAUUCACUAUUUCAACUAUUAUUAUCCGUGUUUCCUAACUUCCCCGAACAAACUUCUAUCCCGAAUUAUUAAUUAAUAUUGUAAUAGCCGCUGUUAUCACAUCCCGAAUGACUGUAUGUAUAUUUUGUUGACCCUCUUUUUUGUUGUGAUAAUUCCCCCCGAAUUCCAUUCGUAUCUCAUCGGCUUAAAAUUGGGAUUUUUUCGAAAAAUUAAAAAAAAAAUUUUUUAAUUUUUUGAAAAUUUUUUAAUUUUUUGAAAAAAUUUCAAUUUUUAGCCGAUAAAAUUUUGAUGUGAUCUUGUUUUUAGAGGUAAAAAGUAGUGUAAAAGUUAUUAGUAAAUUCCGAAAUUUUGAAAAAAUUUUUUUUUUUUUUUUUAUUUUGAUACCUUUUUUGAUAUUAUUUUAGACAAGAUCACAUCAAAAAACGCUCUGCUCUUUCCAAUUUCCGAUUCAAAAAAAUCUUUUUUCCGCACUUUCACAUCUCCAAUAGACCCCCAUUUAGCGCGACAAAUAUCAUUCUGUGUACAUUGUUAGACGACUGUAUUUAUUCUAUCCGAUGUUAUAUUGUAUUGUGUUGACAAUAAAUCGAGUUUUAAUAAUUUUUAUGCAAAUUCUGCCGAUUUAUUUGUAAAAUUCGAGCCAAAAAAAUUUUUUAAACAAAAAAAAUCAAAAAUUCCCUGAGGCAUUUUCUCCCGUUUCGCCGCCUUCUCAAUGCAAACAGCCUUGUUGACCGAAAAGAACACAACGUAAUCUAGUGUUUACUAUCGUAAAAAUUGGUGACAUCAUUUGGUUCAGAGCGACAAUUUUUAAAAGUCAAAAAAAUUAAAUUUUUGACAAAAGCAUAUGAAAAAUCUGUUGUGAUGACAAAAUAUAGUCAUUGAAGUUGCUGUAAAUUUCUUCAAAAUUAUCUUAAAAGAGCUGACUAAUAAAGAGGUGGCUUUGUCUCCACUUUUUUCACCUAAAAUACGCGAAAAACACCGUAUUUUAGGCAAAUUUGGGGGAAAAAAUAGGAAAUCAUUGAUUUACUAUGUGUGUAAUAGCCUGAAAUUUCUCUAGAUAGCUUGAAUUUUAUGUGGAAAGGCUUGAUUCAUUUUUCUAAAUCCAUUUUUGCGACAAAAACACGUUAUUUUAGACAGAAAUCUUAAAAAAUCGCAAAUUUUUGCCAAAAAAAGCUCAAUUUUCAUGAUUUUUAAUUAAAAUCAAGCUUAUUACACCGAGAUCUCUCCAUGACAAAUUUUAUUUUAUCUAGAUUACUCUAUAACAACUAAUUUCAGACCUUUUUUUCUCAAGUUUAUAUAAAAUUUGCUCUUUUUACUAUAGCUCCCAUUGUGUAACCACCAAAAUUUUCGAUUUCUUGUAAUCCCUUGCAACCCCAUGCCAUUACUAUUUACCAUCAUCGCAAAACCUUGUGACAUCGCCCGGUUGACCGGUUGUUUUUCCCCAAAGUCAUUUCGCACCGUGCGAAUCCGCACUCGAGUGGGCGUGGCCUCGAAUGUGUGCCCUUUUCGCGGGGGGAAAGGGAGCGACAAAUGUCGGCGACAGGAGGAUCGAGCGCGCAUUUGUGCGCGUUUCCCCUCCAUUGUGCGGGCGGGUUUUUUCCGUCGCUCUCUCGCUCCGGUUCCGCCACGAGGCGAGAGAGUGUGCGAAAUCGGGAGGGUCCCUCAGAGAACGGAGAGAGUGGGGGAUUUGGAGAGAGUGGGAGAGAACCGAGAGAGUGGGCGAUUUAGAGAGAGUGGGAGAGAAAAAUCGGGAUUGCGUGGAAAACUUGAAGGGCUUGGGCUGGAAAACUGGGAAUUAGACGAAUUUGGAAGGGUCGGCGAAGAUAAACAGAAGCACAGUCGAAAAAUAUGAUGUUAGAAUAGCUGGGGCGAACAAUAUUUGGUUCGAAUUGCGAGAAGUUUGCGGCGGAAUAGCCGGCGGAUUGUUAUUGAUAAGCGAUCGAGUCGGAAGAGAAGGUGAAGGAUCAAAUCGCUUUUAAAGACACUGUUUUUUGUUAUUUCAAAGCUAACGAUCAAAGAAAAAGAGGGGAACAUCGAAAAAUAGAGCAAAAAUAAUAUUAUACUUGGUGUUUGAUCAUUGAAAAUUGGACCAGAAAACGCUGCGUAUUGAAAAUUCUACUCUAGCUUUGACAUUUUUAGGGCUUCAAAAGUGCAUUAGAAGAGUUUGCAGGCAACUUUGACGCCUUUCAAGUUGUUAUUCAGCUAUUUCAAUUGAAAAUUUUAUGUUUUCUCACUGAAAAUCAGCAGUUCAUCCCGUCAAAUGGAAGGAUAUCGAAGAUCAGAGCCCUUUUCGACAUCCUUCCAUUUGAUUUUUAUUAAUUCCGUAGACACAUUCUUUGUUUUCGCCCAGUGUGUGAGCAGCCAUGUGUGCUCUGCACACAGGGUUCGUUCUUCGUGUCGGGUGCGCCCCGACCGAGUCGAAAAGACCGCCGUCGGAGCGAGGGGGGUGCUUUGAGUGAGUGGCCUUCUGGUUGGGGCGAGAAGGGAGGGCUGUGUCCGGGUGGCUGGAAAGAACGGCGGGCCGUGUGUGUGUGUGUUGACUCGUGGUUUCGGUGGGCAAAGCGCCCGAAACGGAGCACACGGGGGGUGUCUGUGUGCGAAGACACCGCUGUUGGUCGAAGACACCGCCGCCGUCGUCGUCGUCCUUUCCACCCCUCCACAAAAACACAUAAACGCUUCGGCGGGCCGUGUGACUACAUUCCCUCUGCAAGUUCGGCGAGGGAAUGUAGUCACACAGCCCAACCUUGCGGGCUGUUCAAGCCGGGGGCCGCCGCCGCACCCCUGCGGGUUUGCACCGCCGCCGCGUUCGGCACCGGCGGCGAUUCCGCAGCGCACGCGACCAACUCCCCGCCGGUGAGCAGCUGCCCCGCACUCGUCGUGUGUGUGUGCGAAGCGCGCGGUGCGACGCCGAGUGCGCAGCAUUGCGUUCCCAGCCCCGCCGAUGAUGAUUUAGUGCGCAGCAUGAGGCCGGGUUCGCGCGUACGUGCGCCGGCCCAGCGUUUGCGCCAUAUUACGCAGGGAACUGUCGCGUUUCGAAUUCGGAUUUCGGAGGUCUUUGCGAAGAAAAGGAGACGUCAGAAUGUUUAAUAACUGUUUUAUGGGCAACAGAGAGCGUAUUGGAUUUGUGGACCUGCCCAAAAUAAUACGAUUAUUGUCCUAUUUCGGAAAGUUUAAUCAACUUUCCAAAAAUGCGACGAAUUGGGAGAAAACCGGGGAACUUGAGUUCCAGCCGACAAAAUGGCUCUUUUUUGCACUAAAAAUCACUUUGCAAGGUGUGAAAAGAAUAAAAGUACCACUCUCCGGGAAUAAACGCGAACUCAAUGGAACCUCUGGCGUGGGUCUGUUCCAGUCGACAAAAAUCUCAUAAAUGAGAUCGAAAAGACCUCGAAUUUGGUAUCAAAAAGUAUCGCAGAGGCGUGAAAAGGCUUGAUUUUGAAGAAAGAGCUGAUCAGCGACCUUUUUGGCCUCCAAACACAAAGGUCAACCUCAACUCUUCAAAAUCUAGCCUUUUUACGUCUCAACAAUACUUUUUCGUACCAAAUUAGAAGUCUUUUUGAUCUCAUUUAUGCGGUUUUUGUCGACUGGUACAGGUCCACGAUAGAGGUUGCAUUGAGCUCGCGUUUAUUCACAGAAAGCGGUACUUUUAUUUUUUUCGCAGCGUCCAAAGCGAUGUUUAGUGCAAAAAAGGGACUGCACGUCAAUCCAGCGCAUUUCCUGAACCGUUUCGAAACUUCGUAUCGUUUUCAUUGAAUUAAAAGAGAGACGAAAUGUCGCGAAAUUAUCGGCACUUUUUCUCGCCCGAAAUCAUUGCUUUUUCUCGAAAAGGAAGAAGAAAGAUAAGAAAAUGCGUUUUAUCGGAUAGUGACAUUUCGUUUUGAACGAAUCACCAAAAAGGGGCGGGAAAUUUUUCCUUCUAUUUUUGCACCGUGCAAAGCGAUUUUUAGUGCAAAAAAGGGGCUGCACAGUGCAGCAUCAAAAAAUUUUUGGAUGGCAGUGACUAGACGAAAGUUUUCUGUAAUUUCUAAAAACUCUGCACUUGUAUGACGUGCUAUUCCGUGCCAGUUUUUGCGCGAUCUCAAAAUUUCGACAAAAAAUUGAGCUGCUCAAAUUUUCAGCGCAACUUUUCACAAUUUACUGUCGCGAGAAGCUGUCGGAAUCGCCCUCGCCGCGUCUCACAACCUCAACCACCGAAGACGUGCUGUGGGCGGCGUUGGAGAGCAACAGCGACAACACCACCAACCAAAGCAACGAAGAGGACCUUCUCCUCGGCAACAACAACCUCCCGCCCAAGCUAGAGCCCUCGGCGGAGGACCAAAAGUGGGAACAGACCUUCGAAACGGUCAAGGCGGUCCUCGAGGACCCCACUUUCCAUCGAUACCAGCGACGGAAAAUCACUCAUAUUGCGUCGAAAAAGAGAAGAUUGGCCGAAGAGAGCGAGGACGAUCGAUUGAGUCGACUGCAACGUGAAGCCGAGGCAAAACGAAGACGAAGAUUGAACGAGACUCCCGAAAAACGACAACGGAGAUUGGCCCUGCACGCGGAAAGAAUGAGGAAAGCGAGGCGAAUUAAUAAAGAAGGGACCGGCACUGUAGUCAGACAGUACAUCAACAACACGUAUACGACGUACACACAGCCUGGUAAGAGUUUGCGAACCGAUUUAGCAAGUAUGAGGUGUAAAAUUGGGAAAAUUUCGAUUUGAUACCUAAAAUAAUAUAAUUUUUGAUGAAAGCUCAUAUUUUUCCCCAAUUUUCUUGGAGAAACGCUCACUUCACUACAAAAAGCUUGUUCUUUAAUUUCAAUCGGGUUGAGAUCAAAUUUGGAAAGAAUAAUGCCAAAAACAUCAAAAAAUUUGAGUUUGUUACCUAAAACAAUAUAAUUUUUGCAAUAGAAUUGCGUUUUUCCUCCGUUUUUUGCAAGAAACGCACGUAAGGCAUUGCAAAAAAGCCUAUCCUUUCUUUUCAAUCUUAGUUUAGGCAUUAAUUUCCCCAUCAAUCAAACGUUUUCUAAAAAAAAUUAUGUUAUCCUUCAAAAAAAAUUUUUUAGAUCCCGAUGAGCCCGCUCAGAUCAGUUAUCAGCCCUCGGAACGGGUCCAGCUGGUCAGCGUGCCCCAGCAUCAGCAAUACCACACACAGCCGGUCAGUCAGGCGUAUCGGAGCAACAACCAACAGCCCACUGUGAUCACCGUACCUCUGCCCCAACAAACUAUGGGGAAUGGACCGGUUACGAUCCAUGUUACGCUCCCCGAAAACCUUCAACCAGGACAACAACAGGUCCUACAAGUGAGUUUGAGGGGUUUUAUGGGGUGUUUGGGAUAAAUUUGAGGGUUUCUGAGGAAAUUUAUAUUGCACUUGAUAGGUAAAGUAAAAGGAACUAGGAAGACUGGGAAAAAAGACGAUUGGGGAAACCGAAAAGUUUUAUUUUUCUUCGAUGCAGUAUCGAAAUUAGGACAAUCGAUGGCGCGGAUUUCGAAAAUGACAUUCAUUUUUUUUUGAUUGUUAUUUUUUCUUUAUGUAGUACUGUAAAGUAGUAAUUUUUUGAUUUUUUUUUUUCAUAAAUACUCAUCGAAAACCCCUACAGUGGGGGACCUGAUCCAGUGGCAUAAAACGUACCAUUUUGCAUCCAGGAAGCAUCAAAAAAUGUGGCAAAAUGCUUCCCUCUUCAAGUGAAAAAACUCCAGAUUUCAAAAGCGCGCCCGCUCUUUUUGUGAGGGGACCCUUCAAAAAAAAGUUUUUUAACUUUGAGAUGUAAGCAUUUUGCCACAUUUUUGAUACUUCACGGAUGCAAAAUGGUGCGUUUUUUGCCACUGGAUCAGUUCCCCAACUGUAAAUCGAGUAUUUGUGAAAAAAAAAUCGAAAAAUUACUGCUUUACAGUACUACUUAAGGAAAAAAGUAAAGAACAAAAAAAAAUGAAUGUCAGUUUCGAAAUCAGCACCAUCGAUUAUCCCAAUUUCGACAUUUGCAUCGAAGAAAAAUAAAACUUUUCGGUUUCCCCAAUCGUCUUUUUCCCCUGUCGUCCUAGUUCCUUUUACUUUACCUAUGAAGUGCAAUAUAAAUUUCCUCAGAAGCCCUCAAAUUUAUCCCAAAAUACUGGUCCCCCGAAAGUAAAAUCAAGGGAAACCCAAUGAUAUUUCAUUGUAUUCGGAGGGAAAAAUGGUCUGCUAGAAAGGAAAAGAGUAUUUUUUUACAAUAACAUUGUCUUUUUCCAGCUCCCUCAUCAACUUUUGAUCCCCGCCCAGGCCGGCCAAUCGAAUCAGUUCGUGCUCGCCCCCGACCAAUACAACAACAACCAGCCCAUGCAUGUGAUCCGCAUUCAAACCCAGCCUUCGCAACCCUCCCAACAGCCCUCGCACAUCAUCAUUCAGGGCCAGCAACCGCAGACCGCGACCCGAACUUUGACCGCCGCUCAAGCCGUUCUCCCGGCGCCAAGUACGAGCCAACCGGAAAGAGUGGUCCCACCGCGGUUCAAGAACCUGACUGAUGAGCAAAUUGCGCGCCGGAGGAAGGCGAAUGCCGAUCGGUCGCGGCGCAGGAGGGCUAUGGAAACUCCGGAACAAAGAGCGGAGCGGAAUCGACGAACCGCCGAAAGAAUGCGCCAAAGGAGGGCGAAAAUCGCUGAACAAAGAGGUAAAAUACACCCUAGCAAGUCUAAUGUGGUAUUUUCUAAAUGCUAAUUAUCAAGUUUUUCAUUUUUGAAGCAAAAAUUAUAUUAUCCAUGAGAUCAAACAUCAAGUAUAAAAUAUUUGUUUUUAGUGCCGCCUCCACCGCCAAAAGUUAAAACACUCUCGGCGGACCGCUUUGAAGAAAUUUAUCGGAGUGUUAUUGGUCGGGCCUGCGAAAACACCAAAGACGAUUCGAAAUCUCCAGAAGCAGAGCAAAAAAAGUCGACGGAAGAGAGUCCUGUGGACAAAUCGUCCGAAGAAGGCUCUGUGAAAGAUGAUUCAACUAAACCGACUGGAUACAGCCCGUAUCAGACCAGUUCGAGCAAUGGCAGCACCUCCGGAAAUAUUAUCCAUGAUCAGGUGGGUAAAUUUAUAAAUCUUAUUAUUUUUGAUAUUUAGAGGUCAAAAUUUGUGACAGAUUCAAUAUUUAUAGAAGGAAUGUGAAUAUACCUUUCUAUUUUCAGCCAUCAUUGAAGCCUGAGGUCAGCCAAACGUAG
This is a messenger RNA of Bursaphelenchus xylophilus (pine wood nematode), 20154 nucleotides long. Lineage: Eukaryota; Metazoa; Nematoda; Chromadorea; Rhabditida; Aphelenchoididae. The record is from the annotation of a GenBank genome assembly.